Molecule: messenger RNA, 714 nt
Organism: Pieris napi
Lineage: Eukaryota; Metazoa; Arthropoda; Insecta; Lepidoptera; Pieridae
Exons: 2
Coding region: 106-696 (196 amino acids)
Source: RefSeq, a predicted model, not a curated record
GUAGUUUUUAACUCUGCUCAGUGUCAAUGUUAAGAAAACGUAACACUUUGUAGCAAUAUAUUUAUUUAAUUUCAUUUUGUAAAGUUAGUUAAACAAACUUGGGCCAUGGAAGACCAGUUUGUGUCAACAGUUGUCGAACUGUUCCAUAAGGGUGACUGGAAAUCAAUAGUGAAGAAGUACCACAGCGACCCAGUGAGAAACACGUUAUCAUGGGUGUUUCCGAGCGAAGAUAAUUUUCAAUUUAUUAAUAGAAAUUUAGCAAAACUAAAGUGCGACCAAGUUUUGAGUAUCGGCUGCGGAAGUGGCUUAUUGGAAUGGAUACUGAGCCAAGCCACUGGCAUACCAGUGAGAGGCAUAGAGGUGGACGGUACUUGGUGGAAGAGUAAAUAUGCCCCGGCUACCUUUAUCGACUUCCUGAUCACGUCUCCGGCCUUGGACAAAGAGACAAUUCAUAUUUUGAGCAAUUCCGACUCUACGGCUAUAUUAUUUUGUUAUUUUAACGACGGCGAUGCUUUUAGAGGCUAUUUAAAGUACUUUUCUGGUCGCGUACUAAUUAUAAUUGGGCCAAACAAACACGGCGUUCAUACGAACCCGAAGCCCUUCGAAGACGUCGGGCCGGAGUGGACUUUGUGGGAUUCGCAGGAAGUCCGCGAUAGCCAAGACUUUAUAGCUAUUUAUCUUAAAAGCAAUGAUUAAACUUUUUUAAAUAAAUAA